Molecule: messenger RNA, 747 nt
Organism: Humulus lupulus (European hop)
Lineage: Eukaryota; Viridiplantae; Streptophyta; Magnoliopsida; Rosales; Cannabaceae
Exons: 1
Coding region: 1-747 (248 amino acids)
Source: RefSeq, a predicted model, not a curated record
AUGGUGAAAACUCAUGGAGCUUCCUCUAAAAAGACCCCUGCUUCUCAACCCAGAAAGGUACCCUUUCCAUCGCCUCCUCCAUCUGUGUCAACGACACCUCCAUCUGCUCCAGCACCAGCGGCAUCUGUUGGGAAAACUCCCAAAUCCAAGGCGCGCAAGAAGGUGUUAUCCCUCUCUACUGAACACCCCAUGGUGUUUCCAGAUAUCACGGCUGAUAUUGUCGACGUCGCACCACCAUCUGAAGUGGUGGUGCCUUCUCGAGCUAAAAACCUUUCUCCUUUUCCGAUUGAAUCGUCUCUGGCGGCUAGGGCAAAAUCCAAAUCUGUUUCAUCCUCUUCCAAAGAUGUUGCUGCUGGGUUACUCAAGCUACCCAUGAAGCCAAACCAGUCCAAGAAAAACUAUGUGGCUCCCAAAAGGAAAUUGGGGUUGGACUCAUCUUCAUCUCCUUUGACUGCUGCCAAGAAAAGAUUGAAGGCUCAUCCCCCUUCUCCAUCUUCCUCCGAAUCUAACCCUGAGGAAGAAAAAUCUGAGUCUGAAGCAACCCAUGAUACCACCUUAUCUGAUGAAUCUGUUCCUGACAAUGCAAAAUCAGAGGCUGAGUCUGAUGAGCCAGAACAAGAAGACAUUGUCCCUUCUGAACAAGAAGCUGAAUCUGACACAGAGCCAGUUGCAACUCCUUUUUCAUCCAAGGCUAAAGGCAAGAGACCUAUUUCUAAUUCUACGCCAUCUCCAAAACCUCAAGUGUAA